Nicotiana tabacum (common tobacco) is the source of this 1332-nucleotide messenger RNA. Its product is annotated as protein SRC2 homolog. Gene Ontology annotation, biological process: defense response. The record is from RefSeq and is a predicted model, not a curated record. NCBI's taxonomy places the organism in Eukaryota, Viridiplantae, Streptophyta, Magnoliopsida, Solanales, Solanaceae.
AAACAAAUUCCAUUGGUUGCUGUAUUUCAUAAACGUCAAUUAUAUGAUGGAUUACGUGCUAUAAAUACUUAACUCCAGAAUCAACUUUUACCCACACCUGCUAGCUAACUAUUGUUUCUCAACGUACAUACAUAUAGCUCCUAGAGUCUAGAGUACUAUUUCCCUUGUGAAAAUGGGAUCACGAUACGAAGUUGAAGUACAGAUAACUUCAGCCAACGAUUUGAAGAACGUCACCUGGCGUUAUGGUCCCCUGAAGCCGUACGCAGUUGUUUGGGUUGAUCCCAACGCUAAAUGCUCUACUAAAGUCGACGAUGACGGCGAUACAUCUCCUUACUGGAAUGAAAAACUCGUCGUCCCGUUGAAUUCUUCGAUCGACGAUUCCACCUUGUACGUCGACAUCGUUCAUGCGAACGCUGUCGAGGACACUAAGCCUCUCAUCGGAUCUGCUAAGCUUCCUCUUAGCAAAGUCAUCGAUGAUGUUGGCAUAGGUGGUGAGCUGGAGUGUACGCUCCAGCUCAAACGCCCUUCUGGUCGGCCUCAGGGAAAGGUACAAGUGGAGGUUAGCGUACGAGAGCCACGCUAUCGUGCACCGGAUGCGUAUUAUGCACCUCCGUACGGUGUCCCGCCCCCGUCGCAACCUUACGGCAGGGACUAUGGUGCUCCGUACACUGCACCUCCGUCUGGUUAUCCUUACAGCGCCACAACUCCUCCUUACGGGCAGCCGGUAUAUGGGGAGGGAAGCUACGGGCAGCCAUCUGGCGGGUACGGUUACGAAGAGGAGAAAAAGAAGAGCAAGUUUGGGGGGAUGGGGACAGGAUUGGCUGUGGGUGCAGUAGCAGGGGUAUUGGGUGGAGUGGCGUUGGUGGAAGGCGUCGACCUCUUGGAGGACAAAAUCGCCGAUGACGUGGCGGAGAAGGUGGAGGAUGAUCUCGCCGACGACGAUGGUGACUACGGUGGAGAUGACUUUUAGGAAAUGUUCUGAACUCUUUUGGCUAUUUUUCAAUUUGCUAAUAUUACAAGAGUAUUUUUGACUCUAUAAUAGUACAUUCUGAUAAUGAGGGAAAAAGCAACAAAGGAGAAGGGAAUUCCAUAGUUUAACCACACACGAUUUAUUCAAAGGAGGGAUUUUGGUUAACUAUUCGAUUAACCAAAGGUUAACAAUUUAUUCAAACACACGAUGUUUUGAAACAAAAUGGUUAUCUACCUAAAAGUAUUUGGUCGUAUAGGUGGUGAAUUCCAUAGUUUAGUAUCUACUCGCACAGAAGACAAUAUAUAUGCAUAAAAUCAAUGGUAUACUCAAAAUUAUUAAGUCACAUAUGCUUAUUUACCUUU